CUAAAAUCUAAAUAAUACUGCAGGCGCAAGAAUGGUGAUCCCUUCUCUUCUUACAGUAAGCUUUAUUAUCAUCACACCCAACAACUUUCUGCAUUUCAACUCUAAAACGACGUCGCUUCUUCAUCCUAAAAAUUUCCCCAAUGUUCACACCCUAACAAUUACUUACAACACUUUCCUAAAUCCUAACUACACUUUCCUUCACUCAAACUCAUCACAACAAAACCAAUUCCAAUUUCCUCACUAUACUUCGCGUUAGGGUUUCACUCUCUCUUCUCGUGCUUCAUCCAUGGUAACUGUUAGGGUUUACUUCAAUCACUAAAUUCACUCAAUUCGCUCAAUUCACAACUCGCACGAGUUGGAUUUCUGUGUUGUCAAUUCAAUUUCGAGUUCUUUGUUCAGUGCGUGAGAAAGAGAAUGGAUCACGCAAAAUCGAACAACAUCGAUGAGAAUGUAGGAAUUCCAGACGAUUUACGUUGCAAGAGAUCAGAUGGUAAACAAUGGAGAUGUACAGCUUUAUCUAUGCCGGAUAAAACAGUUUGUGAGAAGCAUUACAUUCAAGCUAAGAAAAGAGCGGCGAAUUCGGCUAUGAGAGCUAAUCUUAAGAAAUCUAAACCUGAUUCUGAUGUUAAUUUAGAAAGUAAGAGUGAUGAUUUUGAUGCUCCACCAGUUUCUACUACUAUUAACAAUAAUAACAAUAAUCAAAAUCGUUCUUCUUCUGGGAAGAAGUUGUUUGAUAAGGUUUCUAAGAAUCAGUUUCGUUAUACUCCCGAGGGACUUAUCGGUUCAUCUGCUGGUGGUAAUACUUCAAAGCCUGGUGGUGAUGGUGAUGAUACUCCUGAUGGUGUUGAUGAUGAAGAUGCUGUUAUGUUAGAAGAGAAUUGGGUUUCCAAUGACGAGCUGGCUGUUUCUGCUGGUGAUGAUUCAGCUGGGAAAAUGACGCGGACAAGUCUUGAUGGGAAUGCUGCUACUGAAUGUUCUGAUGGAGCGUCGGAUUCUUCUCAAGAGAAUGGCGGGCAGACUUGUCAUCAAUGCAGGAAGAGUGUUAGGGAUAAAGUUACUUGGUGCCUUAAGUGUGAUAGGAGAGGAUAUUGUGAUACCUGUAUAUCAACAUGUUAUUCUGACAUUUCGUUGGAUGAAAUUCAGAAGAUAUGUCCUGCAUGCCGUGGUAUAUGCAAUUGUAAAAUUUGUUUACGUAGUGAUAAUUCAAUAAAGGUUCGGAUACGUGAGAUACCUGUAUUGGAUAAGUUACAGUAUCUUCACGUGCUGCUCUUGUCAGUGCUUCCUGUGGUAAAGCAGAUCCACCAUGAACAAUGUUUUGAAGUUGAACUUGAAAAGAAGUUGCGAGGUGCUGAAAUAGAUCUUCCGAGGACAAAAUUGAAUGCAGAUGAGCAGAUGUGCUGCAAUUUGUGUAGGAUACCUAUCACUGACUAUCAUCGACGCUGUCCAAGUUGUUCAUAUGAUUUGUGCCUUAUUUGUUGUCGAGAUCUUAGGGAAGCUACUGUACAUCAGAGUGAAGAACUUCAAACAGAGCAUGCAAAAACUACUGAGCGAAACCUAUUAAGCAAAUUUCCUAAUUGGAGAUCAAAUGAGAAUGGAAGUGUUCCAUGCCCCCCAAAGGAGUAUGGUGGUUGUGGUUAUUCAUCAUUAAAUUUAAGUCGGAUUUUCAAGAUGAAUUGGGUAGCAAAAUUGGGAAAAAAUGUAGAGGAAAUGGUUAGUGGAUGCAGAAUGAGUGAUGUUGAUGGUCCACCAGAAACCGGAUUGAAUGCUCUCAGACUUUGCCAAUAUUCUCAAAGAGAGGCUAGCAAUGAUAAUUAUCUUUAUUGCCCAACAUCUGAAGAUCUCAAAACUGAUGGGAUUGGCAUGUUUAGAAUGCACUGGAAAACUGGUGAGCCCAUUAUUGUUAAGCAAGUAUUUGAUAGGUCAUCCAUGUCAAGCUGGGACCCAUUGGUCAUAUGGAGAGGGGUUCUAGAGACAACAGACGCAAAUAUGAAAGAUGAUAACAAAAUGGUUAAGGCCAUAGAUUGCUCAGAUGGAUCUGAGAUUGAUAUCGAGCUUGGUCAGUUCAUGAAAGGAUAUUCUGAGGGGCGUAUUCUUGAAAACGGUUGGCCACAAAUAUUGAAACUCAAGGAUUGGCCUUCACCUAGUGCAUCUGAAGAAUUUCUUUUGUAUCAAAGACCCGACUUUAUCAGCAAACUGCCUUUACUUCAGUAUAUUCACUCCAAGUGGGGCCUUCUUAAUGUUGCAGCUAAGUUGCCUCAUUACUCAUUGCAGAAUGAUGUAGGACCCAAGAUCUAUAUAUCCUAUGGGAUUAGUGAUGAACUUGGCAGAGGUGAUUCUGUGACAAAACUCCACUUCAAUAUGCGUGACAUGGUGUACCUUUUAGUCCAUACAAGUGAAGUGAAGCUAAAGGACUCGCAGAGAACUAAAGUUGAAAUGGAGAAAACUUAUAAGGAAUCUGAGGUGAAAGAAUCUCAUGAGGAUCCAAAUAUAUGUUCAAGAGGGAUUUCACCCGAUUCAUCUCUAUGUACAAAAAUUAAUGGACUGGAUUUGGAAUCAGACCAGAAGGAUUCAACUAUGGAUCAAGGGUUUGAAGUUUAUUCUAGUGCUGGAGAGAAUAUGGUCAAUUGUGAAAUUCCAUCAAGACAAAAUGGGGACGUCUCUGAGAUAACACAUCCUGGAGUUCUUUGGGAUGUUUUUCGUCGGCAGGAUGUUCCAAAGGUUACUGAAUAUUUGAAAAUGCAUUGGAAGGAAUUUGGGAAGCCAGAUGAUAUAGUUACAUGGCCUCUCUAUGAUGGAGCUAUUUAUCUUGACAGACACCAUAAAAGAAAGUUGAAGGAAGAAUUUGGAGUGGAGCCUUGGUCAUUUGAACAGAAUUUGGGGGAAGCUAUAUUUGUUCCUGCUGGUUGCCCUUUUCAAGCAAGAAAUGUUCAGUCCACCGUUCAGUUGGGUCUUGAUUUCUUAUCUCCUGAAAGCCUGGGGGAGGCUGUAAGGUUGGCAGAGGAAGUUCGCCGUUUACCUAAUGAACAUGAAGCAAAGCUUCAAGUUUUGGAGGUUGGGAAAAUAUCUCUUUAUGCAGCAAGUUCAGCAAUCAAAGAAGUUCAGAAACUUGUACUUGACCCAAAACUCGGCGGAGAGAUUGGAUAUGGAGACCCUAAUUUGACUGCAAUGGUUUCUGAGAACUACGAGAAGAUGUCUAAGCAGAGGCAGAUCACUUGUGCUUGAACAUCCACAUUUAGCACGGUUUAGUAACAGUAAUGCGGUUAUGUACAGUAAUUGUAUUUGAGCAGUAUUUUACAGGUUUAUAUGUUUCGGUGUAGUAGAUCAAAAUACGUAGAUCAUUGUUGAAUGUGUAUAAUAGUUAUCGACAAUAGAGAUAGAAAGUCAUGCUGUAACAGGAGAUUUCAGAUAUGUAUUUUAUUUGAAAAAGUGGAAUACAAACAUGUAAUUUAGUAAUA
This is a messenger RNA of Trifolium pratense (red clover), 3455 nucleotides long. RefSeq names its product lysine-specific demethylase JMJ25. Bases 415 to 3222 code for a protein of 935 amino acids. The transcript has 13 exons. Gene Ontology annotation, molecular function: transcription coregulator activity; histone H3K9 demethylase activity; chromatin DNA binding. Gene Ontology annotation, biological process: regulation of transcription by RNA polymerase II. The record is from RefSeq and is a predicted model, not a curated record. Gene Ontology annotation, cellular component: chromatin; histone deacetylase complex. NCBI's taxonomy places the organism in Eukaryota, Viridiplantae, Streptophyta, Magnoliopsida, Fabales, Fabaceae.